AUGGAAUUUCUUAAACUUGAGAAUGAAGAUAUAAAUGAUGAUCUGCCUGUCCACUUCAGGACGAUUAGUCAUCCCCAUUUUCACCUUCGUCCCGUCUCUCAUACGGAACAUAUUCACACCAAAAUGGUCGCUCGAGCAGCUACAAAGGCCGUUACGUCCUCGGUCAUGACAACGAGGGUUCUUCCCACUCUUAUGAUGGUCGGAGCAGACCAGACUGACACCAGAUACACAGCAACCGCGGUGGGAAGCUUCGUUCGGUCACAGCUCAAACAGCAAUCAACUACUCUGGAUCGCUACUUCGCCCGAUCCCACACCCCCGAGAGGGAAGCCACCCGGGCUCGCGUCUUUGAAGGCGCCCCAGAUCCGCGAAAAUCCAUCUUCAACGUUCUAAGCUGGUAG
This is a messenger RNA of Sodiomyces alkalinus F11, 399 nucleotides long. RefSeq lists its product as hypothetical. Bases 1 to 399 code for a protein of 132 amino acids. The record is from RefSeq and is a predicted model, not a curated record. The transcript is spliced from 5 exons. NCBI's taxonomy places the organism in Eukaryota, Fungi, Ascomycota, Sordariomycetes, Glomerellales, Plectosphaerellaceae.